CAGCAGUGGGUUGGAUCUGUGUUUGACUCUUGGUCUUUGGGGAGCAGAUUAGAAGGAAGACAGAGAUUGGAUUAGGUUGAUGUGAGUGUAAAUGUAAAACAUGUUGGAAAGGUCCUGUGUUCUGCUUGAGCAAAUAUAGACUUGGUGAAUUGUGUAAAAAAAAAAGAAGGAAAAAUAUGAGGAAGGGAAAGAUAGAAAUGAUUGGGAAGAAAAUCUCCUGAGAAAAGUGAAAAAAUAAAUCACUAAGGGAAAGCGACAUCCUGAGGAGGAAAAUGGGAAGAAGCAGCCAGCUUAGAGUAUGUGGGUGUUUCAGACAAAAUGUGUGUGUUUGUUAGAGAGUGGUGGAAGCUCAUUACACUAAUGCACUGGUUCAUAAGGGAGUUGGCAAGCUUGGAGUACCCCCCUCCCAUCCCCUCUCUCUCUUAUCACCCCCUCCUCUUCCAGCAAAUGCUACGUAUAUUACAGAGUCUGGGACCCUUGCCUACCUUCUUUCUGUCAAACACACAAACACACAUUGAUGCACACACAGCUACCUGCAGGCAUGUCAUGCUGCCGUCCUUGCUGCGUAUCACACAAGAGAACUACAUGUCCUGUGCUCGCUGCUGGAUAUUUCGGCACAGAGUGUUUCGGUGAAAAAGAGAAGAAGGGGUCAUGAUGUGUGCAAGGAUAAGUAGAUAGAACUUUUUUAUCAUGUAGGAACUCAAAGGGGACCAUGGUUAUGUUGAAGAUCUCUGCUUUCCUUAUUGCCUACGCCCUGGUCAUCUGUCAGAUGUACUGCUCACAAGCCGCCCCUGCAAGACCAGGAUUAGACUCCAUGUCAGACCGAGUCACGCUCACGGACUACGAGGCUCGAAGGUUACUGAACGCCAUCGUCAAGGAGUUUGUGCAGAUGACGGCAGAGGAGCUGGAACAGCAGGCGACUGAGGGAAACAGCAUGGACAGACCCCUAACCAAGCGCUGUUCCAACCUCAGCACUUGUGUCCUGGGCAAACUGUCUCAAGAGCUGCACAAGUUGCAGACGUUCCCCCGCACGAACGUGGGAGCAGGAACACCCGGCAAGAAGCGCAGUGCUCCUGAGAGGGACAGCUAUGCAGGCUACGGCGAGUCGUUUGACGGCGUCUAAACCCCUCUUCUUACCCUCUCUUCUCUCUAUUAAUUUAUCCUCCCUAUCUUCCUCUAUGUAUCCCGUUUUCUCCUUGCAUUUUUUUCAUUCUGGCAAGUGCAUGCUAACUUUGACAUGAAAAGAACUUGACUUUUUCUUUUUGUACCUUUCCUGCAUUUUUUUCCCCCAACCUGUUUUCUACUCCGUUUUUUUGGCAGAGAAUAAAUUGUUGAUCUUAUCUCAGACAAUCAGACUUAAUUUACACAGCUGUGAUUUAAGAUAUCAGAAAAAUCGUCUUUGUGUAGUGGUAUUUGAUGAAAUCUGAAAGAGAGAUCACUUAAUGUAACCAUUAAUAAAUUAUCCACUCAUGCGACACCAUGUUUGUUGUUCAAUAAACGUAUUUUUCUACCAGGAAGACGUAACUCAUUUCGUUUUUAAAGCCUUGUGCACACACAAUGAACAAAAUUAUUAAAAUAUAAAAUACAUUAAGGUGCCUUGAGAUCUGUUAAAGAAGACGUCAGGAAGUUUAGAGGUAAGGAAAUGUGUGUUGUGCUUGGUUGUAAUUAGCUGUGUCCAUGUUUUUUUGGUGUUAAUCUAUAUAAAUGUAACAUGCCUUAACCUUAACCGCCUUUUCCUGUC
Messenger RNA from Cyprinodon tularosa, 1741 nucleotides. RefSeq names its product calcitonin gene-related peptide-like. The coding region runs from base 713 to 1123 and encodes 136 amino acids. Gene Ontology annotation, molecular function: hormone activity; calcitonin receptor binding. Gene Ontology annotation, cellular component: extracellular region. The record is from RefSeq and is a predicted model, not a curated record. Lineage: Eukaryota; Metazoa; Chordata; Actinopteri; Cyprinodontiformes; Cyprinodontidae. The transcript has 4 exons.